Molecule: messenger RNA, 579 nt
Organism: Colletotrichum tamarilloi
Lineage: Eukaryota; Fungi; Ascomycota; Sordariomycetes; Glomerellales; Glomerellaceae
Exons: 1
Source: RefSeq, a predicted model, not a curated record
AUGGCACCAACCACACGUUCCAAAACCACAAGUUCCAAAACCACAAAGACCCCUGUCAGCAAGACUCGUACAACCAAGUCUUCCAAACCGGUGAACAAGGCUGCAGUAGAGGCUUAUGCCACAAAAGCAAAGGCUUAUGCCACAAAAGCAAAGGAAGCCGCGUCCACCUUGGAGGGCGAGCUUGAGGGGACCUCGGACGGCUUGCAGAAAGCCGUCUGGGCCCUGAAGGCACGUGCAGACGAGCUUGAGGCCGAGUUGAGUGCGGUAAAACAAGAGCCUGGAGAGGCCAUGCCGGUUGAUGAAGACCCCGAAUGGGGAGAAGAUGCGCCGAGUGAAGCAGAAGACGAAGCUCUCUUCGUCUCUCGAACGGCUGUGCCCAUCAUCGUCACAGAUGAUCCGCUUGAGGAUCCGUGCGACCUAGUAACGUCUGACAAUUUUGGGCACCGUGCUGCGGAUGACGAGGAAGGAGACGUCACCAAAUACGGCUAUCUCCGGGGGCGCGGAUUCAAUCGAUACCACGAUGUCGUCGGCCGCGGACCACCCAACGCCGAGAAGCUGGAGCUCUUGCCGUCUUACGGG